AUGGAGCAGCUGACGGCGAAGACGAGGGCCUUCUCAGACGCGCUGCAGCAGGCGCAGCACAGAGCUGCGGUGGCAGAUCAGCAGCGAGAUGAAAUCGCAAGCUGCUUUGAGGCCCUCAGGGCAGAAAGGGAAAAACUUUUUAAAACGAACGACGAAAUUGCUCGAGAGCUGCAGUUGUUGACGGAGACGAACAAGGCCUCGGAAGGCGUGAUAGAGCGGCACCAAAUAAAGCUGCGGAUUUUGGAGGCGAAUUUGAGAAGACAAAGUGAGGCGAAAGCUGAGGCGGACAAAAAGCUGCAAAAGUUCAAAGAGAGGCAGGAGAAACAAGAAAGAAAACGCCUCUUGGCAGCCGCUGAGGAUCCUUCUUUGGCGAUUAACAACUUGCUGCAAGAAGAAAAUGAGACAAUGCGA
This is a messenger RNA of Eimeria tenella, 411 nucleotides long. RefSeq names its product zinc finger (C3HC4 RING finger) protein, putative. The annotation marks the transcript as partial. The record is from RefSeq and is a predicted model, not a curated record. The transcript is spliced from 5 exons. NCBI's taxonomy places the organism in Eukaryota, Apicomplexa, Conoidasida, Eucoccidiorida, Eimeriidae.